This is a messenger RNA of Necator americanus (New World hookworm), 288 nucleotides long. RefSeq lists its product as uncharacterized. The coding region runs from base 1 to 288 and encodes 95 amino acids. The transcript is spliced from 3 exons. Lineage: Eukaryota; Metazoa; Nematoda; Chromadorea; Rhabditida; Ancylostomatidae. The record is from RefSeq and is a predicted model, not a curated record.
AUGAACACUGUCCCAAUACCCUGCACACUCGGUCCUGCCGUGUCAGACGUCGAAAGGAUCGGAGGAUUUGGACUAGAUGACAGUGAUGAAAACGACAAUCGCCUUGCCAGGCUGUUGUUCGACAUGCCCAACGGCACGACUCGUGCGGAGAUUGACCACAUGCUCAUCAACCGGAGGUGGGACUGCAAGCCACCUGCACGAAACGUGCCUCGCACCGUAUGCGACAAACUUGGAAAGAAUUUUGAAAAACACCAAGAAAUUGUUGAAGAGGAGGACCUUGAGGCUUGA